CAUCAUCAUCAUCAUCACUGCUGUGAUCAGAGGCUGAGGGAGGAGUUUAGACUCAGACUCACAGCAGGUCUUUUCUCCAGAUCAGAGCUGAACUUCAGUCUCAACCCAAGAACCCCGGGUUCCGUCUGUGAGUAUUUUAUUUCCAUUGUUAUUAGUAGUAGUAAUAGUACUAGUUGUAGUAGUACUAUUUGCCUAUUUUUCAAAUAUUCCAGAUUCUUUUUUCUUUAGUCUUAGUUUGUUUCUGUUGUUGAUUUCAAGUAUCUUUUAAAUCCAGUGACAUUUCUCAUUACAUUUCCACAGGAGCUGAUACUGAAGUGACAACAGCAGAUAUUUGUCGUUUGUUUUUAUUCACUCCAGUCAUUUUUAUUCCUUACUGUUCUUUAAUUAAAGGAUGUUAAGUAUGAGGCGUUCUAAGACAGUCAAGUGAGUACUGAGUACUGUCAUCCUAGUACUGUAUGUGGAAUACUUUACUCAUUUAUGAUUUUAUCAUCGUGGUUUUUGAUGAUGCGAAGAACAAACACUUAAAUUGUCCGCAGUUCUCAUUUCUCUUUAACUCUCUCAGUCUCUCUCUCUCUCUCUCUCUGUACUACAUUGAUAAAGUUUUUUCCAUGUGCCUGUGUUGAUUUCUGGACCUUUUUUUUCCCAUGAACCCUCCUGUCCUGACCACCACAGGCUCUGACGGCUCUGAUGGUUGCGGCUGUAAUUAGUUCAGCCUGUAGGAGUGAUGUCAUCUGUUCUUUACAGGCUUUGCUAAUCAAUGCUAGAACCAUCAAUGCAGAGCUGGAAAAUUAAAUCACUAAUAAAGGUGUGGUCAGUACCGAGUGGUUCAAACAGUGAACGGUACCAAGAGGCCCAGCCGUAUGUGGGGAGAGACAUUUCCUAAUAAGGAAAUAGUAACCGCUGCAGCGUGUCGAAAAUUUCCACAUUCUGCUUCCAGAGGUCAAGAGGUCAACAUGAACCUGACGUCCAGUUCUUCAUCUGAACCCAGUCCGACAGAACCAGCUGAUUCCAGUAUGUUCCAGUCAGCCAAUCCAGGAGACUCAGUCCAGGACCGGGACAUGGUCAUGUCUCUCAGCUCUCUUCUGGUCCACUGGUCCAACGUCAGUGGAGUCUUGACACAAGAAGCAAAUGUCACUGAUUCUGCUGGUAACAACACACUUGCUCUACCAGUAGGGGGCGUAGAUCUACUGGGAGGACACAUGAUCUGGCAGGUGGUCAUCAUCGUAGUCUUGAGCGGGUCUCUGUCGCUGGUCACCGUGGUUGGAAACAUCCUGGUGUUGGUGUCCUUCAGGAUCAACAAAGCUCUGCAGACGGUCAACAACUAUUACCUCCUGAGCCUGGCCUUCGCUGACCUGACCAUCGGGACUCUGUCCAUGAACUUCUACACCACCUACAUCGUCAUGGACCAGUGGACUCUGGGACCUGUGGUCUGUGACCUGUGGUUGGCCAUCGACUACGUGGCCAGUAACGCAUCUGUCAUGAACCUGCUGGUCAUCAGCUUCGACAGGUUUUUCUCAGUGACUCGACCUCUGACCUACAGGGUCAAACGUACGACCAAACGAGCCAUGACCAUGAUCGGAUUGGCCUGGUCCGUCUCCUUUAUCCUCUGGGCUCCAGCCAUUCUCUUCUGGCAGCUCAUCGUAGGUGAGCGAACGGUCCAGACCCACGAGUGCUACAUCCAGUUCCUGUCCGAGCCCAUCAUCACCUUCUGCACCGCCAUCGCUGCCUUCUACCUGCCUGUGACCAUCAUGGCUGUCCUCUUCUGGAAGAUCUACCAGGAGACGGAGAAGAGAGCUAAAGAUGUGCAGGGUCUGAGAGGAUCUGGAUCAGAGCCCAGGCCAGACCAGGUGGGGAACCAGGAGAGCAACAGUAGAGAAGGUUUGUCAAGACAGCAGAAGAAGAUGUUUCCUCUGCUGCGACAGCCGAGCUCACAGAGCUGCGGCUACGAUACCAACCUGACAGACUCAGAGAAGAAGAAGAAGAAGAAGAACCGGAUCUUAUGCUUUCAGGUUCCAUCAUCAUCGUCUAGGCCUAACACGACCACAACAGGGCAGAACCAGUGCCAUGGUUCCAACAACCACAGGCUGUCAGAAGAUGGAGAAGGUCCAAAAGGCAGGAAAUCACCAAAAGUUGAAGAAAACAAGAACAAACUGCCGUCUUCCUCCAUCAAAAGUCAAACUGACUCCUCCUCCUCUCCUCCUGACCAAUCACCAGCCACCAUCACCUUGAAAAAUGCAGCUCUGGCCAAACGCUUUGCCUGCAGGGCCCGGACGGAAAUCAACAAGCGCAGGAACGAGAAGAAGGCCAACGAUCGUAAGGCCGCUCGAACGCUGAGCGCCAUCCUCCUGGCCUUCGUCUCCACCUGGUUGCCCUACAACAUCAUGGUGCUGGUCAACACCUUCUGUCAGGACUGCAUCCCACCCACGCUGUGGGCGCUGGGGUACUGGCUCUGCUACGUCAACAGCGCCAUCAACCCCAUCUGCUAUGCCCUCUGCAACAAGACCUUCAGGACCACCUUCAGAGACCUGCUGAUGUGUCAGUGGAGGAGCAGCAGGAGGAACGCACAGAAGAAGAAGGUGGUGUUUCAGAAGAGGGAGCCGGUGUGAGAACCUGGUCCAGAGAACACUGCAGCGGGUGUGCCCUCCAGAGUGAGAAGAUCCUGAAUUGAUCUGAGUCCACCUCAAGAUGUUCUGGUCCCUCAAGAGGACCGGUUCUGUUAGUGGGAGUGAGGCUAAGUUUUGUCAGAGUUUUGGGCUGGCUCAUAAAGGUUCUUAUUUAUAUAUAGUCGUGGUGGUGAACUAAGAGUGUCCACAUUAUUAGCUACACAUUCACGUCAAAUAUUUAAAAAUGUACGCUAUGUUAAAUAAUUAAAGGCAUUUGAUGACAUUUAACAAUGCAGUGAUUCUCAGCUGACUGUGUGCGUUCCAUGUGUGGUCCAUGACCCUCAUGUUGUCUGAAAAAACCACCUCGCUCUUUUCUGCUGUUUAUUCCUGAUCUACUUAAUACAGACCUUCAAAUAGACCUAAAAAUAUAGACCUGUUGUGCAUGAUUAUGUUUUAUUUGUUUCAGUUCAUUUGUUGUUUUUAAUGAUUGGAAUAGGUUUGUCCAAAGUCUGGCUCUGGACCCAGAUCUGGUCUCAGACAGGGUUUAUUCCAGUUCCCUUUCUUCCCUUUCCUUUUCUUCAUGUGGCUCUUUUUUGGCUUAAGAUGAAUGUGAAGUUAUUUUUUAUCUAUUAUUCUUUUCUUCUGUUUCUUGACCUUUCUUGACCUUUCUGACCUUCAGGUUUCUGACAACCUGACCCUGGU
Messenger RNA from Cynoglossus semilaevis (tongue sole), 3305 nucleotides. It is a transcript of the gene chrm3b, whose product is annotated as cholinergic receptor, muscarinic 3b. Gene Ontology annotation, cellular component: dendrite; synapse; plasma membrane. Gene Ontology annotation, molecular function: G protein-coupled serotonin receptor activity; G protein-coupled acetylcholine receptor activity. The transcript has 5 exons. The record is from RefSeq and is a predicted model, not a curated record. Gene Ontology annotation, biological process: adenylate cyclase-inhibiting G protein-coupled acetylcholine receptor signaling pathway; G protein-coupled receptor signaling pathway, coupled to cyclic nucleotide second messenger; chemical synaptic transmission. Lineage: Eukaryota; Metazoa; Chordata; Actinopteri; Pleuronectiformes; Cynoglossidae. Bases 861 to 2606 code for a protein of 581 amino acids.